Molecule: messenger RNA, 1699 nt
Organism: Magnolia sinica
Lineage: Eukaryota; Viridiplantae; Streptophyta; Magnoliopsida; Magnoliales; Magnoliaceae
Product: UDP-glycosyltransferase 76B1-like
Exons: 2
Coding region: 24-1481 (485 amino acids)
Molecular function (GO): UDP-glycosyltransferase activity
Source: RefSeq, a predicted model, not a curated record
CCAAAACCAAAACUCAAACGGCAAUGGCUAGAUCAAAAGAGAGACCUAGGCAGCAUAGGAAACCCACCCAUUUAGUGCUUUUCCCAUGCCCAUUACAAGGCCACAUAACUCCCAUGCUUCAGCUGGCCACAAUCCUACACUCCAAAGGAUUCUCAAUCACCAUCGUCCACACUCAAUUCAACUCUCCAAAUCCAUCCAACUAUCCAAACUUCAAUUUUGAGCACAUAUCUGAUGGCUUAUCGGCAGAUCAGGCACAGAAAUACGACGUCAUGGCCUUAGUCGCGCUCCUUAACAUCAAUUGCCAUGAUCCAUUUAGUGAUUGGAUGGCUCGGAUGCUCUCGGAGCAAGAUCCACGUGAUAUGAUUGCAUGCAUUGUUUCCGACGCUCUCAUGCACUUCACACAGUCCGUAGCGGACCACUUGAAGAUCCCAAGAAUCAUUCUACGGGCGAGCAGUGCCACAUCCUUUGUCACGUGCGCUGCCUUCCCACUGCUCCGUGAGAAAGGCUAUCUUCCCAUACAAGAUCCUGAAUCAGAGACGCCAGUGUCUGAACUCCCACCGCUCAGAAUCAAAGACCUACCGAACAUCAGCACCGACGACUCAGACACAUUGUACCAACUUGUGGCCCACAUGAACAACGAAACAAGGAACUCUUCAGGGCUCAUCUACAACUCCUUCGACUACAUUGAAGAAACCGCAUUGGCAAAAAUCCGUCAAGACUUCCCGAUACCAUUCUUUCCGAUCGGCCCGCUUCAUAAGUACUCAUCAGGAUCGUCCAGCAGUUUGCUCCCACAUGAUCAAAGCUGCAUGGUCUGGCUGGACAAGCAGGUAGCAGGGUCUGUCAUCUAUGUCAGCUUCGGAAGCUUAGCUUCCAUGGAGAAAGAAGAGUUAGUGGAGAUUGCAUGGGGGCUAGCCAAUAGUGGCCAGCCCUUCUUGUGGGUGGUUCGACCCGGAUUGGUCCGUGGGUCAGCAAUGGCCGAAAUGCCAGAUGGGUUCGAAGAGCAGACACGGGAGAGGGGCUUGAUCGUCAAGUGGGCCCCACAGCAAGAGGUCCUGGCCCACCCUAGUGUGGGAUGUUUCUGGACACACAAUGGUUGGAAUUCAACGGUGGAGAGUAUAUGUGAAGGGGUGCCUAUGCUAUGUUGGCCUUGUUUUGGGGAUCAAAAGGUGAAUGCUAGGCUUGUAAGCCAUGUAUUGAAAGUGGGUGUGCAACUAGAGAAUGGGCUUGAGAGAGAAAAGAUAGGGUGGGCCAUAAGAAGAUUAAUGGUUGAGAAGGAAGGAGAGGAGAUGAAGAAAAGGAUAAGGAAACUGAAAGAAAAGGCUGACCGUUGUUUAAGGAAAGGGGGUUCUUCCUAUGAGUCAUUAGAUAGGUUAGUAAAUUGUAUCCUAUCAUUUAAACGCACGACUCCUGGAUUCAGUCCUACUGGAUCUGGUUCAAUACCACAAACCUCCUCGAGGGGCGACUGGGGUGAGUCGGGCUGAUACACCAUCCAACUUAGGUGAGUCGCAAUUCGACUCUUGAUAACAAGUCCAUCCGAGUCUCUGGGUCUAUAAACCUUUAUUCUUCAUUUGAGAGAGUUCUGUGUGAUUCGAAAAGUAAUGUUGGAAAGUCAAUAAUGGCAACAGCUGCGUCCUAUUCGAGUAAAAGAUAUUUGUAUUAUAAUCCCAGUGUUAAAAUAAAUUGAUAAAAACAUUGGAGA